UUUUUUUGUAGCAACGCCACACCCUCCCUGCAACCUCUCUCUCUCUCUCUCUCAUAACCCGCCGGAAAAUGUACAAGAACCAGCUACAGGAGCUGGCGCAGCGGAGCUGCUUCACCUUGCCCUCUUACAUCUGCAUAAGGGAAGGCCCCGACCACGCCCCUCGCUUCAAGGCCAUCGUUAACUUCAACGGCGAGUCCUUCGAGAGCCCCCACUACUGCUCCACCCUCCGCCUGGCCGAGCACGCCGCCGCCGAGGUGGCUCUCGGCUCCCUCUCCCACCGCGGCCCCUCCCACUCCCUCGCCGCUCGAAUUCUCGAUGAAACGGGAGUGUAUAAAAACCUCUUACAAGCAAUUUCGCAAAGAGUUGGAGCCCCUUUGCCUCAAUAUGCAACAUUCAGAUCGGGCCUUGGACACCAUCCGGUCUUCACGGGAACAGUGGAGCUAGCCGGGAUCACAUUCACUGGGGAACCAGCCAAAAACAAGAAACAAGCUGAGAAGAACGCUGCAUUGGCGGCUUGGUCAUCGUUGAAACAAUUGGCGAAGCAAGAUGCGAGUUCGUCGUCUGAGCCCGAGAACACUGAUGAGCAGGAGCAGAUCAGGAUCGCGAGGGCCUUACUGAACUACCGCUCGAGGGAAAAGAUAGAAAUGGCUAAUUCUAGCAUUAGUUCAAUACCUUUCCAGAAGAAGUUCCCUAUUCCUAGCUCGCAGUCAUCGAGCCCUCGGUGUCACCCUGCAGCCACAUCCAAAAUCCUUCCUUUAAUUUGCCCGAAAACCAUUCCUCGACACAGGUCAUUGUCAACAGCCACGGGCGAUAGCCACGCCUAUUCUGCAGCUGGGGCAGCCCCAUAUGCUCCUGCUCGACAAUAUAGAACGACGCCUUACCGUGGUGGCAUUGCUCCUCCCAUUACAGUAAGAACAGCAGUUCCCGUCUUCUCAGCACCUCCAGUUUCUGCACGCCCCUCUCAAAUGGUGCGUGCCCAACCUGUUCGGGUCGCUCCGCCUGUCUGCAUCAGGCAGGCUGUUCCUGUAUUUGCUGCUCCGACAAAACCCGCAAAGGAAGCUGUCUCAAAUACCGAGGAAAGUACGAACAAGUCCGAAUGCAUCGAGGUCGAUGAAUCAACGGCCUUGAGGUGCUUGGAACAGCUCCAAAUAUGAACUUCUGCUGAAAUCUUGAAAUGCCCACUUUUUAACAAUUUUGCUUUUUAGUCUUGCUUCAUUUUUAUCUCAGUGCUCUCCCCCUGCUGUUAAUGGCUGUAUCCUGGUGUAAACUUGUAGUUAAAGCAGGUCACUUUAGCUUCAGAUGCUACUAAAUUUUUGCUGUUAUGAGGGUAGCCUUGACCUGUUUCAAGGAUAUGACAAUUAAACCUAGUUUCAUAUUGUUCAUGUUCUCAA
Messenger RNA from Ipomoea triloba (trilobed morning glory), 1391 nucleotides. Its product is annotated as double-stranded RNA-binding protein 2-like. Gene Ontology annotation, molecular function: double-stranded RNA binding. The transcript has 3 exons. Bases 69 to 1154 code for a protein of 361 amino acids. The record is from RefSeq and is a predicted model, not a curated record. NCBI's taxonomy places the organism in Eukaryota, Viridiplantae, Streptophyta, Magnoliopsida, Solanales, Convolvulaceae.